Molecule: messenger RNA, 498 nt
Organism: Ustilaginoidea virens
Lineage: Eukaryota; Fungi; Ascomycota; Sordariomycetes; Hypocreales; Clavicipitaceae
Exons: 2
Coding region: 1-498 (165 amino acids)
Source: RefSeq, a predicted model, not a curated record
AUGAUGAUGAUGCGGAAAGCGCUGCUCACCUCCUCCGAAGUAUCCGUCCUCGCGUCCAUCUGCGUCGUGGUCCUCUUCACGCUGGCCCUCUUCCUCAGCGGCUACGCUCUGCAGCAGCGCACGCUGCACGAGCUCCGGCUGGCCGUCCGCCCGGGCCACACGAGGCCGUCCCCGCGGGCCCAUCUGCCGAGCCCCCUGGACCGGGCGACGGGCGACGGCCCCGCCGCGGCCGGCAAGUACGAGCUGGAGGAUUCGGACGCGGACGCGGACGCCAAGGCAGCCGCCAGGGCAGCCGCGGAGGCAGCCGCGGAAAUGGCCGGGGCGUCUGCGUCUUCCGGGCCCGCGGGGCCGGCGAGGGGGGAGGUGGCGCAUCCGGACCCGCGGGCCAGGAACCCGCUGCCGGUGACGAGGGCGGAGCGGAGGAGGCUGAUCAAGGAGGAGGUUCGGAAGCUGGCGCGGACGGGGGGGCCGGCGGGCCGGAGGUGGCGGCUGUGGUGA